UUGUUCUGGGCCCAGUGUGUGGCCCAAAGUUUACAAGAUGGCGGCAGUGCCGGUUUACUGCCAAUGUCGGCAGCCGUACGAUGCCGGACGUUUCAUGAUCGAGUGCGAUGUCUGCAAGGACUGGUUCCACGGCAGCUGCGUAAAAGUGGAGGAGCAUCAAGCUGUUGACAUUGACUUGUACCAUUGUCCCAACUGUGCCAUUUUACAUGGAGCCUCUUUGAUGAAGAGACGGAACAACUGGCACCGACAUGACUACACUGAGACUGCAGAUUGUGUUAAACAGAUACAGGCAGGGACACCGGUUUUCAUCAGGGAGCUCCGAGCACGGCAUUUUCCUAGUGCCAGUGAAAUCAUCAUCAAGAUGCAUGGUGCCCAGCUGACGCACAAGUACCUGGAAAAGCACGGGUUUGAAUUUCCCAUCAUGGUGUCCAAGAUAGAUGGACUUGGAAUUGCUCUCCCACCAAGCACCUUUUCAGUCAGGGAUGUGCAAGAGUAUGUGGGUGGUGAAAAGGUGAUCGAUGUGAUCGAUGUGGCUCGGCAAGCUGAUUGUAAGAUGAAACUGCAGGAGUUUGUAGAAUAUUACACUGCCCUCCAUCGAACAAAAGUAUUAAAUGUCAUUAGCUUGGAAUUUUCUGAUACGAAGAUGUCGGACCUGGUGGAAGUUCCUGAUGUUGUUCAGAAGCUCUCGUGGGUAGAAAAUUACUGGCCAGAGGAUUCCUUUUUUCCUAAGCCCUGCGUUCAGAAAUACUGCCUGAUGGGAAUGGAGGAUAGUUAUACUGACUUUCAUAUUGACUUCGGAGGAACCUCUGUGUGGUAUCAUGUACUGUGGGGGGAAAAGUUAUUUUACUUGAUAAAACCAACCAAUGCCAAUCUUGCACUAUAUGAAAGUUGGAGUGGUUCUGUCAACCAGAGUGAGACGUUCUUUGGAGACCAGGUGGACAGAUGCUACAAGUGUGUACUACAGCAGGGACAAACGCUCUUCAUCCCUACAGGCUGGAUUCACGCUGUCCUGACCUCCAAGGAUUGCAUGGCUUUUGGUGGAAACUUCCUGCACAAUCUCAACAUUAGCACACAACUCAGGGUAUACGAGAUGGAGAAGCGACUAAAGACUCCGGAACUUUUCAAGUUUCCAUACUUUGAGGCAAUUUGUUGGUAUGUGGCAAACAGCCUUCGGGAAACUCUAAAAGAAAUGAGGGAGGACAGCUGUCAGCCACAGGAAUACCUAGUGGAAGGAGUCAAGGCACUAAUCCCUACACUUAAAUGCUGGAUUCAGAAAGAGGGCUUGAUUGAGCGCACGUACGAAAUUCCAGAUCAUAUCAGACCAGGGCAACUUGUCAAAGAACUCAGCAAGGAAAUUCGCUUUGUGGAGGAGAUGAACAUGGGAAACAAAACCAUUAAAUCUCAGGGAAUCAUAGCCACAGUGCCAGCCACACGGGUCACUCAGGACAAGAGUUGGUCCUUCAGUGUAAGCCCAGGUAAGAGGAAAUGCAGGAGACUGCGAGACCCCUCAAACAGGAUACACUCGGACCUGGACAUUCUGGAGCUCCAUACCCGGGCAGUGUUGAAGAAGAUGGAGAUGGCUCAAUGGGGUGAGGACGAUAUGUCUAGCUCCACAUUGAGAGUGAAGAUCAGUAAAACCUCACCAUCAUCUUUGACAGUGACAGAGAAAGGCCCCAGUGACAAUAACUUGCAACUGGUGCUUUCGAAGGGAAGGAUUAUUAGUCAUAACAAGGAUGAAUUGAUGGAAUUUGAACAGUGCAGCGCAGACAGUGAAGUUGAAGAGGAGGACCGAUCAGAUGAGCAGGGCAGUGUGCUGCAUGAAGCAGAUAGCUCUGAUUGGGAGGAUGAGAAACAAGAAUCUCAAAAUCCACUGAACAAGUUCUUCGAGAGUGUGAAAACUGAACUCAGAGAUGGAACCUCUAACCUGUCUGACUCUGAUGCCGAGAAGAAAUGCAGCAUGCAGAGAGUGGAUGCUAAGUGUGAGGCAUCCCAUCUGUCAGAUGGUAGUGAGAAGAAUGGAUUGGCAAUAGAGUCGGAGACUGAGAGGUCCCAACAAGCUCUGGAUAAGCCCAGGACGAGUCUGAAGCGUUGCAAGAAGGACGACAUGGCUGAGAGGGAAUGGUUGCCAUCUCCGAGCACAGCAGAGACCAUUCAGGACGUGCUAUCAAUGGCAGCCCUACAGUACUCGGACUUGCGCAACAAUCAAAGAAAGAAUAGCGACAGCAUGGAUAAAAGGAACCUUCCUAGGUCGCAUCAAAACAUAAGAACUAAUAGGAGGGAAAAAGGAGAGCUGAGCCCAUGCUCCAUGGCAUCAGAGUGUGUUGGGCCUAAUAAGCAGGAAGCUGGUGAGAGCAGCAGUGAAUCGGUGAAUCACGAAGUGAGAAGCUUACUUGGAACAGCAGCCAAACUAUCAGCAGAGGUUUGGAUGAAGGAACCAAAACACCUCAGAAAAGAAUGUUUAUCAUUGGUGAGGCAAAACUUUCGGGAAAGCAAGAAUUUGGAAGAGCGUGUCGCCAAUGAGGGUCAGAUUCCUCCAGAUUCUCUGAGUGUAGUGUAUAGGUCAGCAGCUAAUGAUGUCUGGGGACAGAAUAACAAUGAGGGCCUGGAUCAGAUGCAUCAUUUAAUGCCAACGUCACCGUCAAUGCAUCCAUCUAGCAAGAGGACCCUGUCCAAUCCACCCCCUGUGAGCAAUCAGGCAACGAAAGGUAAGCGUCCAAAGAAAGGGAUGGCGACUGCAAAGCAGCGACUAGGAAAGAUUCUGAAGUUGAACAGAAGUGGUCGUCUCUUCCUUUAGAAUAUUGGUGUUACAGACCAGCAGUGUACUGAAGUGGAUCUUGGUCUGACUCCACAUACGGCCACCCUUCGGAUGGAUUGUGCUGACGAACAAUUGCACAGAUGAGCACUGCACUGUUAAAGCACAGACAAGCAAUAAUGGUGGAGCUGGACUUACAGAGAGAAAGGACUGAAAUUAUGAAAGUUUAACAAAUGUUCAGGGUUUGCAGACAUUUUUUUUUUAGAGAGUAGUAUUCUGACUUUACUGAACUUUCUGUUGUCAUAUAAUUUAUUUCUUACAUGUUAUUUGAUGCAUUUUAAUUUGACAGCUUUGAAUGAUUUUUUAAAGAUAACUAUUUAUUGAGGAAUUUGUCUGAUUAACUCCAACUAAAUAACAAGUUAGAUAUAAAAUGUUGAACCAUA
Molecule: messenger RNA, 3195 nt
Organism: Carcharodon carcharias (great white shark)
Lineage: Eukaryota; Metazoa; Chordata; Chondrichthyes; Lamniformes; Lamnidae
Gene: kdm7aa
Product: lysine (K)-specific demethylase 7Aa
Exons: 20
Coding region: 38-2794 (918 amino acids)
Biological process (GO): regulation of transcription by RNA polymerase II; protein demethylation
Molecular function (GO): transcription coregulator activity; histone demethylase activity
Source: RefSeq, a predicted model, not a curated record